Molecule: messenger RNA, 7431 nt
Organism: Lineus longissimus
Lineage: Eukaryota; Metazoa; Nemertea; Pilidiophora; Heteronemertea; Lineidae
Product: otoferlin-like
Exons: 53
Coding region: 310-7128 (2272 amino acids)
Biological process (GO): plasma membrane organization
Cellular component (GO): membrane
Source: RefSeq, a predicted model, not a curated record
CGAGAUAGUGCUCUGACGAAAUUUCGGGAGACACAGGGUGUUGCCGUGGAAACCAACAGUAUUGAUCUGGUGCUGCUGUUACAUUAUGAAUGGCACUAAAACUGAAAAUUGUCCUAUUGGGAUUGGGUCUGCGAGAAGUGACGUCGGCGCAACAGACAGGGAAUAGAUCGAGGGUGUUCUAUUCGUGGAAGAGCUUACUAAUUUUCAUAUUGCUGGAACGACUAUAGUUCCGCCAUGAAAGUCGCCAGCUAAAGUCAAUUCUAAACGAGUGGAGUUAAUGUCGGCCGUGUUUUCUUACUUUUCGCAGCAAUGGCGUUAGUGUUACAACUCAAGUAUGCGGAAAAUCUUCGCGGGAAAGCAGAUCGUCUGGCUAAGGUUUCCUUCAGAGGUGUGUCACAUUAUUCCAAGAUAAUAGAGGGAGCCGAAGAUUGUGCAGUUUUUGAUGAGACAUUUGAAUGGCCAGUUGCUCGCCCUAUUGAAAGCGAUGAAGUCGUCGACAUCCAAGUUUUCAAUUAUAACAGAUACUUGUCCAACAGACUGUUGGGUACAUUCAAAGUCAUCCUACAGCAAAUUGUGGUCACAGGUCAUCUCAAGGUCACUGACUCCAUCAUCGACAUCAACAAUGUGGUCAUGAAAACCAACAUCACGUUUGAGCUUGUUUACAAUGCUCCAGACGGUUCUGUGGGGAACUGGCAACGCGGAGGCUUUGAGGAGGCGUACGGCGUCGACCAGUACGAUAAUGGCCGCACCGAAGACGAGAUGAAUAUGCUGAAUAUGGAGAGGUACAGUGACGACACUGCCUCCAUGGUGUCCAGCCCCGAAAAGUCACGGCGAGGAUCCAGAAUGAGCGUCUCCUCCAAAACAUCCAAGGCGUCCAAAUCCCCAAUGAAACCAUCCUUGAGAAAGAUUGAGUACAAUCCUCACGCGUUAUUACCCGGCAAAAUCAGGGCAGUUGGCAAGAUGUUAAACCUCACAAAGCGACAGCGGAAAGAAAAAGAUGAUGAUACAGACUCAUUUGCAAGUUUGGAAGAUGAAAACAAACUUUUCGACACACCAAUCAUCAUAGAGCCAAUCUUGAAGGACGACGACGAUGACGGGUCAAUCAUUGCUGGCCCAGUCACCACAAAGAAGCUGGCAGCUAAACCUCUACCAAAAAUGGAACAAGCUUCCCUCAAGGCACAAGACUUCCAGGUUUGCAUCACUAUCAUAGAAGCUCGACAGCUUGCCGGUCUCAACAUGGACCCUGUCGUCUGCGUGCAAGUUGGAGACCAGAAGAAAUAUACAAGUGUCAAAGAGUCAACCAACUGUCCAUAUUAUAACGAGUAUUUUGUAUUUGAUUUCCAUAUGGCUCCUGCCAUGCUGUUUGACAAGAUCGUCAACCUUACAGUCCUCCAAUCGCGGAACUUUAUACGAUCCAACAAACCUCUGGGAAGCUUUAAGUUUGAUGUCGGUACAGUGUAUGGCGCCCAAGACCACCAAUUUUAUCACAAAUGGGCCAUGUUGACAGAUUCUGAGGACAUCAACGGAGGACCGAAGGGCUACUUGAAAUGUGAUAUUGCUGUGAUUGGCAAAGGAGACUCGGUCAAGUUAAGCGGUGGACUGCAACUUUCUGCGAUAGAUAAACUAUUUGUCGCUCACAGUAGUAAGGUUCCGCCAAGCAGUGACAAAGAUGAAGAUGAUAUUGAGGCGAAUCUCCUCCUCCCAGAUGGGGUUCCAGCUGACAGAUCGCGAGCCCAAUUUAUCGUCAAAAUCUAUCGAGCCGAGGGUCUCCCCAAGAUGAAUACAGGCAUCAUGGCAAACGUCAAGAAAGCCUUCACCGGUGAAGCAAAGGAUUUGGUGGAUCCGUAUGUGCAGGUCACCUUCGCCGGACACACGGGUAAGACGUCUGUCAAGAAAGGAGCCUAUGAACCAAUAUGGAAUGAACAAGUUGUCUUCACCGAGAUGUUCCCACCGCUAUGUCGGCGCAUGCGCAUCCAGCUUCGCGACAGUGACAGCGUCAAUGAUGAUGUUAUUGGAACUCACUUCCUCGAUUUGGCAAAGAUCUCGGAUGAUCGAGAGAAAGGUUUUUUGCCAACAUUCGGCCCUGUCUGGGUGAAUCUGUACGGUUCAACACGGGACUACUCACUACUCGACGAGCACAAGCAACUGAAUGAGGGUCUGGGAGAAGGUGUAUCCUUCAGGGCUAGGCUACUCAUCGCCCUCAAGACAGAUAUCCUUGAUAGUCAGGAGAGCGGCCCUGCCCAGGUCGAUAUUGAACCUGCACUGCCUAUAUCGGAGAACGCCGCUGGUCGGCCAGAAGAAUACUUUGUAUUUGCAUCGGUCCUGGAAGCAGGGAUGAUAGAGAAGAAGGUUGGCGACAAACCAAUCCACUUCGAGAUUAGUAUUGGAAAUGCGGGAAAUCUUCUGGAUGGCUAUAACGAGUCGGUGCGCCGUAGCGGCGAUGGGAGUGACAGUGAGGAAGGGGAGGAGCCCGACCCAGAGGCUCCUGAUGGCCCCCCAGAGGAGAAAGCACCUCAGAUACAGAGUACAACAGGACCGGCAAAACCAAUCACAAGGGACAGGUACUACUAUCACAUGCCAUAUCAUGAGGAGAAGCCGUGUGUGUAUCUGAAGGCCUACUUUGAGGAUCACCGUCGUAGGAUGUACAAUAUCAACAUCUUGGAGAAGAUAGGUGACAAAUUGGAGUCUGGCCUAGCAGAUGUCCAGGAGAUGAUAAGGCAGGAGAAGCCGUUCCCUGAGAGACGACUGCGUGGUGUCCUCGAGGAGUUGAUGAAUGGUUGCAGUCGGUACCAGGCACUAGUCAAGGGGAGCAGCGGUGGCGCUGCAUCUGGCCGGACCAAACUGGACAAGGAGAGACUGAAAAUGUCACAGAGAGAAAUGGAUCACAUCAAGUCACACGCGCGCACCUUGAAGGGCGCUGUCACCAAAGUCAACGUGAAAGAAAGACUCAAACUCGCCACAUCAUUCCUUGCCAAGAUCAGACAUCUUGCUGAUGAGCCUCAACAUGCAUUGCCUGAUGUCUUCCUCUGGAUGGUCAGUGGUGCAAACAAGAGGAUUGCCUACCAGCGUCUGCCCGCUAAGGAUCUCUUGUAUUCAAUCGUGGAAGAGGAAUGCGGCAAACUCUGUGGCAAAGUGCAGACUCUAUUCCUUAGGCUUCCAGGGAAAAAGGCGACCGGUCAAACCGGCUGGGCAAUCCAAUCCAAACUGCAGAUCUACAUGUGGCUAGGCCUGACCAAACACAAGAAAGACUUCCUCCGGGGACUUCCAGGCGGGUAUGAGGAGACCAAGGCUGUCAAGGCUUCGAGCAGGAUAUCGGCACCUCCUCCUCAGCUCUUACGAUAUUCAGAGAAACAAACAUUCCAGUUGCGGGGUCACAUGUACCAAGCGAGGAGUCUGAUUGGGUCAGAUGAUACCGGUCUGUCCGAUCCAUUUGCACGUGUCAUCUUCGGCGAUCAGAGCCUGUGUACCCAGGUUAUCGACGAGACUCUGAGCCCAACUUGGGACGAGACCCUGAUCUUUAAUGAAGUCUGCAUGUAUGGUAUGAUGGAGGACAUCUUGUACGAUCCACCAACUAUACUCAUUGAAAUCUUCGACCAGGACAGUGUGGGUAAAUGUGAGUUUCUGGGUAGAGCUCUCGCCAAGCCCCAAGUCAAGCUCUGUAACGAGAAGUACGAGCCACCCAAGUUCCCGGUCCAACUCGAAUGGUGGGACGUCUACAGAGGACCAGACCGGGCUGGCGAGCUUCUUGCAUGCUUUGAAUUACUUCAGUACCCGUUUGAUGAAAGGGAACUCCAACGACAAUUACGUACUCCGAUAUUCCGUCGGAAAGUCGACAAAUCGUGGCAAGGCCUGCUGGCUCCUCAAGGCCACCCAGCGGAGGAUGAGCUGCCCAAGAUGGACCUCCCAGUCCAGGGUAAGGACCGUGGACCUAUCAUGCCUGUUCCGAAAGGGAUAAGACCGACUCUCAGCAAACACAGGAUUGAGAUUCUGUUCUGGGGUGUGCGGGACCUAAAGCGACUACAGCUGCAGUCAGUUGAUCGUCCCCGAGUUGACGUGGAAUGUGCUGGUCACAUACUCCAGUCAUCUGUCAUCGCCAACGCCAAAAAGAACCCCAACUUCACCACUCUCGUCAAGCUGUUUGAUGUGGAUCUUCCUGAUAAUGAGCUCUACUGCCCGCCAAUCACCAUUCGGUGUGUUGACUGCCGUAACUUUGGCCGCUUUGUCUUGGUUGGUACUCACGUCAUCAAUAACAUCCAAAAAUUCCGAUUCGUUCCAACGACUAAGUCUGUGAAGAAUGCGGCUGCCAUGUGGGGAGUACAGAGCCCAUGGCCGUUUUGGUCGACACGUAUGAUGAGAGCCCUCGGGAAGUUCACUGAUAAGAAGGAACCAGACCGCGAGUCUCAAGGCCAGCUGCCAGCAUUACCAGCUCCAGGCCUUACAGUUUCACAGACAGGGACACCACAUGGGCAGACGCCUCACGGACAGACACCGAUUGGCGGCGACCGGGUAUCGCUGGGCCGGCAAUCGGGGCAAGACACCACGGUUGGUACACCCGCCAUGGGUGGUAAAAUUGGCAGCAUGAUGGCUGCCGCUAAACAGAUGCAGCAGGUCUCGAAUAAAGACGAGAUUGCCAUUAAUAUUGACGAGAAAAAACCGUUGAUUGGUGGCAACAAGGAUGAUACUGUUGUCACCGUCAGCACGCCUCAUAUCCCCGGCGACCCAAACAAACACGCCUGGACGGCACCCAAAUCACAAGAGAUUGAGGAAAACGAUGACCUUGUUGAAAUCACGGUCAAGUUUGAGGUCAGCGAGGGCGAUGCCAAGGAGCAGAAGACAGAAGAAAACAAGAAAAAAAAGAAGAAAGCAGAUUCGGAGGAAGACAAGGAGGACCAGGAGAGUCUCGAUUGGUGGAGCAAAUACUUCGCUUCCGUCGAAACUAUGAUCAAGGCACAACAACAAUUGGCGCAGGGCGAUAGUUCACAGGAGCAGAUGGGCAAGGAUAAGGAAGAAAUAGGCCCUGUGGAUCCACUCGAUGUCGACAAGAAACUUCCUGAGAAUCUCCAGAUGGGUAACACUCCUACACCAGCGACGGGAGAGGGAGACAAGGGAUACGGGACACUGCCGAAUGGUGAUGCUGCGGAGAUGGGCAAAGACAAAGAUGGAAAGAAUUCCAAACUGAAAUUCAAGGGAGCAGUAAGGGCGACAGGUCUCGCCUCCAAGCUCUCGCCUAAGGCACAAAGGAAGAAGGACAAGGUUAGCCCGGCAUCUCAACUCACGGAGGAAGAAAUGUCUGAAAUGACGGUUUACCCGAAUGAACUUGAGAGUCAGAAUGACUUCAAUGGCUUCAAAGAAUGGCUUCAUACGUUUGAUCUCUACCGAGGGAAGAAGACAGGUGACGAGAUGGACGAUGAGAGUCGGGUUGUUGGCAAGUUCAAGGGCUCCCUCAUGAUCUACAAAGUCCCUCUCCCUCCUGAUAUAGAGGAUGCUACCAUCUGUGGCGGCGACCCCUCGCUUGGUAUGUUCCAAGGCCUACCUAAUAACGACCCCAUCCAUGUCCUCGUCCGAGUGUACGUGGUCAAGGCGAAUGACCUUCACCCAGCUGACUUAAACGGGAAAGCAGAUCCGUACUGUAUCAUCAAACUUGGAAAAACUGUCCAAAAUGACAAGGAGAACUACAUAUCUAAACAGCUCAGCCCUGUCUUUGGAAAGUGUUUUGAGAUUGAGGCUACAUUCCCGAUGGAGUCUAUGUUGAACGUGCAGAUCUAUGAUUGGGAUCUGGUUGGGACUGAUGAUCUGAUUGGAGAAACCAAAGUUGACCUUGAAAACCGAUACUACAGCAAGCAUCGUGCUACGUGUGGCCUGGCCAGGAAAUAUGAAAUUCAUGGCUAUAACGCUUGGAGAGACCCAAACAAACCAACUCAAAUCCUUGCUAAACUUUGCAAGGAUUAUAAAGUUGAAGGUCCUUCCUAUUCUCACGGCAAGGUGCGAGUUGGAAAUCGAGUCUUUACAGGCCCUAUGGAGAUUGAAGAUGAGAAUGCAUCUGGAAUUUUCAAAUUUGGAAAAAAUCAAAAAUCGACCAGCCCAAACCAUGAUGGUGUGGUGAAGGCGACUGAUGAACACUUAGCCCUGGCUGCCUUGAAUAACUGGCACGAGAUCCCGAAAGUAGGUACCAAGCUUGUCCCAGAACACGUGGAGACUAGAGCUUUAUUCAACCCCGACAAACCAGGAAUCGAACAGGGUAAACUGGAGAUGUGGGUGGAUAUGUUCCCGAUGGACAUGCCCCUGCCUGGAGCCCCUGUUGAUAUCUCACCGAGAAAACCAAAGAGUCUUGAACUGCGAUGCAUCAUCUGGAACACAGACGACGUCGUCCUCGAGGAUGAUGCGUUCUUCACAGGUGACAAGAUGAGUGACAUCUACGUCAAGGGUUGGGUCAAAGGUCAGGAGGACAUGCAGGCAACUGAUGUCCAUUACAGAUCGCUGACCGGCGAAGGCAACUUCAACUGGCGAUUCAUCUUCCCUUUCGACUACCUACAAGCAGAGGAGAAGAUUGUCAUCACCAAGAAGGAAUCAUUGUUCUCUUGGGAUGAAACCGAGACAAAGAUCCCUGCCAGGUUGAACCUGCAGGUCUGGGAUGCAGAUCACUUCUCAGCCGAUGACUUCUUGGGUUCCCUGACUCUUGACCUGAAUCGCUUCCCCCGAGGUGCCAAGUCAUCGAAGCGCUGCUCUCUGGAUAUGCUGAAGACCGACGGCAGCGUUCCCCAGAUGUCGCUCUUCAAACACAAGAGGGUGAAAGGAUGGUGGCCGUUCGCCGUCAAGGAUGAGAACAGCGAAGAGGUGGAACUAACUGGAAAAGUUGAGGCGGAGAUGCACCUAAUGACCCAAGAGGAGGCUGAAAAGCAUCCAGCUGGUAUCGCCAGGAAUGAGCCAGAACCACUUGACAAGCCGAACCGGCCUGAUUCAUCAUUCAUUUGGUUCUGUAACCCGCUGAAGUCAAUCCGCUACAUUCUCUGGCAUAACUACAAAUGGGUCAUCCUCAAAGUUCUCAUCGUGCUCCUUCUGACGGCGAUCCUGGCUCUCUUCUUCUACUCGAUGCCAGGAUACAUAGUCAAGAGGAUGUUCGGAGCUUAAGGAGCGCCAUCUAUCCACUUAGAACAGUAUUACUCUUCUUCGUUAUCGAACAUUUGAUUCCUAUAGGCCACUAACGUGUACACCCGUGAAAUAGUGUGACCUAUACUACAGUAUAUACGGAUAUUACCGUUAUAUCAAAUAUGAUCUGAAUAUACUCAAUGAUUUUUUCCGUAUUUUUUCAGCCGGCCAGAUUCUUCUUUUAUCUGGUUCUUGAACCCUCUGAAGUCUAUUCGCUACAUUCUCUGGCAUAACUACAAAUGGGUCAUCUUGAAAGUUCUCGUUGUUCUCCUCCUGACCGCCAUU